AACCUGGAGGUAACAAAUGCAUGGACUAGUUUUUCUGCAUUGCUCUGAGACAGCAUGUGUCUGAUUUUAUUAAUAAUGUGUAAGUGAAAAAAAGCUGACCUUGAAAUUUGCUGAAUGUGGGAGUUGAAGGACAAAUCCUGAUCAAAUUGGACUCCUAGAGUCCAAGCAGAGGUGCUGGAUGCUAGACUGAUGCCGUCUGAGGCAGUUAUAUUAUUAGAAAAAGUCUCUCUGAGGUGUUAGGUGCCAAUAACAAUAACUUCAGUUUUUUCUAAGUUUAGCAGUAAGUAGUUUCUGAUCAUUCAGGCCUUUAUAUCUUUAAGACACGCUUCUAGUUUAGAUAACUGUCUCACUACUGCAAUACUGAUAAAUAAACUACAACCUCUAAACUACUAUCACAGUAUAUACUGCUGCCAUCACUUCAGCUUUACCUCCUCAAACAACAUCAAUCGUAUCAUUAUUACUAUUAUUACUGUUAUUAUUAUUGUUUUUGUGAUCUAUAUGUGGAUUUCUUGUCAUCUGUCUGUGAACUUUAAAAGAAAAUGUUAAACCUGAGAUGUUUGAUCACAGUCUCAGAGAGGAGGUGGGGUUAAAUACCAAGCUUUACCAAGUUUAUGGAUUACUGAUUACUGACUGAGAUAUGAAGAAGUCAAAGGUCACAGUCUGAGGGAACGCACAAACAACCCUCAGCAGCACACCUGUCCUGGUACACAGAGAGGCCAUGACCUCUGUGAGAAGAACCGAUCCGCCUCAGGAAACUAAAAGUCCAAACUCUGUUAACUUGCCUAAAGAUUUAGAGAAAAAGAAAGUCAACAAACACACGGUGAGUUUUUAUCUUUAUUAAUCUUCUGCUCGCUCUCAGACAGAGACUCAACUUUAAGGAGGAGUUUAAAACUGAACUCGUCUUCAGGUAGUCUACUCCUCUUUUUCAAUAAAACAACUGUUUUCAUGUGAGAUUUAAGAGAAAUCUUUUUUCUGAGCAAACAGAUAGAUACACUCCAAAGUGAGUGCUAUCAGAAACUCUUUAUUAGGAUGUAAACCAUUAGCAGAGGGUGAGUCAGAGGAGGGCCAUUAAAACACCAAUAAAAUAUGAAACAGAACAGCACAGUAAAAAAAAGAUGAAAUACAAAGCAUUUUCACUUAUUUAAUGUCUGUACUAAACAUCCUAAUCUGUAUAAAAAAAAUCAUUUUAUGCUUAUAGUUUCGUUAACGUUUUGUUUUUUCUGUAUGUAUUAGUUGAGUGGCCAUGUUUGGAAGAACGGGAGCCCUCAGUGGACGCUGCAGGUUUGAGUUCCAGCGUUGCCGCCCCCUCUCCUCCUCUGUGUCACCUCCUGAGCUCCCCAGACCCCAUUACCCAGCAAGCAGCGGGAGCAGGAAGUACAGGACAGGGCAUGGAGCGGGACCAAUGAGUUCAGCUCAGAUCAGCCAAAUUUUAAAGGCCAACGAAUGUAGCCACACCCUCCCCAGAGGCCCUGCCUCCCAUGGGGUUCUGGGUUUCCACAGUAACAUGUUACCAUCCAACCACCCUGGUGAGGACCGUCGGAGCAGCGCCACAUGCCUGCCAGGCCGAGGUGGCGUGCUGUUCGGCGUGUUCGAUGGCCAUGCAGGGUUGGCAUGCGCUCACACCGUCUGCCAGAGGCUUUUCUACUACAUUGCCGUGGCAACGCUGCCGCUGAGGAUGCUAGCGGAGCUUGAACGGGCAGUGGAAGAAGAACGUGCUGUACCGCCACUGCUGGAGUGGCAUAAAUACCCACAAGACCACAGCUGUCCCGACGGAGGUGCAACCUCAUUCCACAGCCUCCGAAAUUACUGGCAGGAGAGAUUGGAGGACGAGGAUGAAGAGGAGGAGGAGGACGACGAAGAUGAGGAUGCCGGAAAGGUUACAUCAGCGCUGGUCAAUGCUUUUCGUCGCCUAGACUAUGACAUAUCUGUGGAGGCCCAGGUCCACCUGUCCAUGUCUUCACACAGGCGUAUGUCUCUUCCUGGAGAGGGGUUGUCUCUUUCUUCCCCCCUCAGGGUGGCCCUGUCUGGCUGCACAGCCUGCGUUGCCCACAUCUCCAAUGGCGUCCUGCAUGUGGCUAACCUAGGUGACAGCCGGGCUGUCUUGGGUGUCCAGGAGUCAGAUGGGAGCUGGUCAGCCAUCAGCCUCACCAAUGACCACAACGCACAGAACCCAGAUGAGCUGCAAAGGAUUCUGGGAGAACACCCACCAUCUGAGUGGAGGACGGUGGUCCGCCAUGACCGCCUGCUGGGACUGCUGCUGCCUUUCAGGGCUUUUGGUGAUGUUCGCUUCAAAUGGAGUGCAGAGAUGUUGAAUCGAGUUUAUGAAACACGACCUGACGUGAUGUCUGUUGGAAACGAGGCAGUCAGGUCACAGCCGCUGCACUACCUGACCCCGCCCUACCUGAGCGCUAAGCCGGAGGUCAUCCGACACCACAUCAGACCCUCUGACAAGUUCCUGGUCCUGGCAACUGAUGGACUCUGGGAGUUGAUGCAUCGGCAGACGGUGGUCCAGUUGGUGGGGGAACAACUGACAGGUCUUCAGCAACAAGGACCCAUCAUCCCCAGUGUCGGCAUGACGCUUGGCAGCCUGCAGCGCCUCCUGCUGGAGAGGAAAGGGCGGGUUCUGUCAGUGCUGGAGGACCAGAACGCCACUACCCACCUGCUCCGCCACGCCCUCGGGGACGACGGGUAUGGAUCGGUUGCACCAAACCGUUUGGCCAAGAUGCUCAGUCUGCCGACAGAUUUGGCCAGGAGGUAUCGGGAUGACAUCACCAUCACUGUCAUCCACCUGAACGAGCUCAACCUUUAAUUACCUGCACAAACUUAUUUUAUAAACGGAGCAGGUGACCGAUCACUAUUAUUUUGAACUUUGUUUGUUACAUGAUCUUCUCUUCCCGUCUAAGUCAUUUGUCUUUAAAUAAACUUUGUUCUGACUUUU
Notolabrus celidotus (New Zealand spotty) is the source of this 2938-nucleotide messenger RNA. RefSeq names its product pyruvate dehydrogenase [acetyl-transferring]-phosphatase 1, mitochondrial-like. Gene Ontology annotation, molecular function: protein serine/threonine phosphatase activity; cation binding. NCBI's taxonomy places the organism in Eukaryota, Metazoa, Chordata, Actinopteri, Labriformes, Labridae. Gene Ontology annotation, biological process: protein dephosphorylation. The transcript has 5 exons. The record is from RefSeq and is a predicted model, not a curated record. Bases 1244 to 2809 code for a protein of 521 amino acids.